CGGCGAAAUGGCCUCUAAACAGGGGAACCGAUAAAAUACCUAACCUGGUCUGGGAGACGCAACAGUGGUUAAUUUGCAUGUAACUUACCAAAUGAAUUUGGAGAUGAUCCAAAUACAGAACGAAACGGAAGAAAUUUUCAAAGAACUAUGUAUGUGCAAUGGAUUGUCAUAUGAGAAGAUUGCUCUGGAAGGACCAUCAGUCACUGAACUGGAAAUGUUCUUCUCCGGAUAUCCGCAAAUGGUGGGACUGCUAUACUUUCCAAAUUUAGUUGUUCUUACGUUAGUGAAGCAAAAUAUCACAAAAAUUGAAGGUUUGGAAGCAUGUCCUCUGCUUACUCAACUGUGGAUUGUUGAGUGCCAUAUAACGGAUAUUAACAGAUUAAGCUACUGUACAAAUCUUCGAAGACUCUACUUGUAUUACAAUCAAAUCACAAAGAUUAAAAAUCUGGAAAAUCUGAAGAAGUUGGAGAUCCUUUGGUUGAACAAUAAUAAAAUUAAAGUUAUAGAAGGCUUAAACACAUUGACACAUCUCAAGGAGCUGAAUCUUGCUGGAAAUUUAAUUGAUGUGAUUUCUAACUCUUUGGACUUCAAUGUUCAGUUAGAAUGGCUGAACCUUUCGGGAAACAAAAUAUGCUCCUUUAAGGAACUCACUAAUUUAGCAAGACUGCCUGAGCUUCAAAUAUUAAGUCUAAAGGAUCCACAAUAUGCUCCAAAUCCUGUGACUCUUCUCUCUAACUACAUGACACAUGUAGUAUACCACAUGCCGAAGCUUCUGAGACUGGACACUUAUGAUGUGUCCAAUAAACAGGCGAAGGACUUUGCUGAGUCAACUGUGAUGAAAAAGACAAUGUAUUAUCGUAUGCGUAUGAAGGACAUCCGACGGCAGCAAGCUGAAAUUGUGGCAAAGUUACAGAAGCAAAUUAGUUCAUUGCAGGACGUGCCUAAGGAACGAAUAAAUACCAUUGGCUUCUGCAUUAAAACCCUAGAAUCAGAAUUGACAAAGCUGUAUUUGAGCAAAAGACCAAAUUCUAUGAAGACGUUUCUGAAUGGGUUGAGGAAUAAAGACAGGAAUGAAGAAAUGCACAGCAAUAGUAAUUCACUAAAGGACAACACAGAAGGUUCCACUGAAGAGCAGAAAAUGUGUCAAAAAUUGGAUGCUCUGAAAGAAAGACUUACAUUUUGGAACAACAGGCUGGAUGAAACUGAAGUAAGGUAUCAGACUGAACUGAAGCCGAUCGUUGAUUUUUUUAAUUUGAGUAUUCUGUUUUUGUUAAUUGAACUGGAAACCGUGGGAAACAUUCGCUUUGAGGAAGGCACUCCUUCUGAUGUAUGGUUCACUUCCUGCUAUGAUGUAAUCUUGUCUCGAUUCUGUGCUUGGGACUUCAAGAAACUUGGAGUGACAGGGUUAAAAAUAAAUCGCAUAGUCAGAGUUCACAAUCGAGUGCUACGCCUUAAGUAUGAGGAUAAAAUCCAAUCUAUUUUGAAUAAAGAAGGAUCUCCUUUUAAAUCAGAAAACUACAGUAAGAUGUUGGAAUACCUGUUUUACAUAUAUGAUCCCAAAUUAUCGACAGAAAAGAAUGAAAUUCUCCAGAUUCUUGAAGAUGGUUUCAAAAAAGCAGAUGUUUAUCGGCUUCAAGGUCGUGAUGAGGCAGUCCCUCUCUGUAAUAGUAUGAGCCUAUGUGAACAACCCAGAAUUGAUUACCUGCAGCAACAAACUAAAGUCCAGAACACCAAUGUAUUUGAUGCAAUACCUUUUAGAUAUGGUCAGCUCAUUAUUGCCAAAGUUUUCCUUGGUCAUAGUGUUCAGGCCAUCGAUUCAGAACCUAUUGAACAGUUGAAGUAUCCAAAUGCAAAUUCUGUCUACAGACCUCGAAAAGUGAACACCAGAUGUGCAAAUGAUACAGGAUUCUCAAGUUCCUUAAAGUUCCACGGCAGCUGUGAUUGCAGCCUUCGUCAAUAUGAGUGGUUUGUGUUUGACCAUGAACUGGUUGUUCCUGAAUAUUUUAUUGACUUUGAAUAUAUAACACAGAAUGAUGGGCAGUCAUUUUAUUCUGCUUCUUCUGAAAACAAAAUACAUCCAAGGAAGCAGAGUAAAGCAGAAAUAUUGAUCAUACAGCGAGCCAUGGCAUUUGACGAAGAAGUGUUAAAAAUGGAUCCAAUUGUGACGCAAAGUCAUAAAAUUCCAAAUCUGGAGGAGAUGACUUUACUUUCUGCUUCUGGAGCUUCAAUAUUGAGUCAAAUCACAAUUUUGAACUUACAUGGAAAUGGUCUGCGUAAGCUAAAAGGUAUCUCCAGACUCUCAAAUUUACAGAAACUAGUUAUCAGCUUUAAUGAACUCACACAGCUCAAUGACCUUUCAAACCUGUCUCAUCUAAGAUUUUUGGAUGCAAGCCACAACCAGUUGAUAACUUUAGAUGGUUUCACUGGAAUGGAGAAUCUCAACUAUUUGGACCUGAGUUGGAAUCAAUUGACUUACAUCAAAAAAGAAAUAGGAGUUCUUCAUAAACAUGCAUUUGAACUUCUUUCACUUGAUCUCUGUCACAAUCCAUGGAAAAAGCCUGAUUUAUUACGUCCACUUGUCAUUGGCCAAUUAAAGACUCUCACUUAUCUGAAUGGGUCCAUUGUAAUGGAGGAAGAAACUCUAGCAGCUCUGCAAAUGAUUGCUGAAUCCAAGAUUACGCAGGUUUCUUUAUUAGCCCAUUCACGGACUGAUGAAGAGCGCCCUCGUUGCCUCAGUUUAUUGAACGGCGCUCAGAAUCUGACUCAGUUAAGCAAAAAGAAACCAAAUCCAUCUGUCGACCAAAGCACCAACUGGUUUUCCACGAUUACUACGUUAAAUUUAGAUGGACAGAAUCUUUCACGGCUCACAAAUCUAGAUAGGCUGGAGAAUUUGCGCUGGGCUUCUUUUAAUAACAACAUCAUCCAUAAAUUUGAAGGCUUGGAUCACUGCCUUCAACUUGAAGAACUUUCUUUGGAAGACAACUUUAUUUCUGAACUUGAAGGGAUUUCAAAGCUGAUGAAACUGACUCGAUUGAAUCUUGCAAAUAAUCAAUUGAAAAGUUUGGAAGGCUGUGGUCUAGACAAGUUAACACAUCUCCACUAUUUGUCACUAGAAAACAACAACAUUUCUUCACUGCGCUGUUUACAGAAAAUAUACACCUUAAUAGAACUUUACUUGGGAAACAAUCUCAUCGUCAAUAACUGUGAAAUCUACCAUUUAAAGGGAAUGGAGAAUCUUGUAAUAUUGGACCUGUAUGGGAACCCAUUGGUUUGUAAACAAGAACACUAUCGCCUUUUUGUCAUCUAUCACCUGCCUUCAUUGAGGGCUUUUGAUGGGAAUGUCGUGGAAUCAGCAGAAUCUGAAAAUGCAAAAGAUGUGUUUGGUGGUAGAUUAACCGCUGAUAUGGUUACAGAGAGACUGGGGCAUUCAAACUUUUCAGAAAUUUUAAAGUUGGAGAUGCCAGAAUCUGCAAUCAGAUCUGUAGAUCUUGGACCUUCUGAGAAAUUUGGACGUUUACAAAGAAUCAAUUUGGAACGCAACAAUCUUACAUCCUUCAGUGGUCUUGUCUAUCUCCCUCGUGUCAAAGUGCUUUACUUAAACCACAACCACAUUGAGACCAUUUUGCCGAGACAAAAGCCUCAACUUCAUUUGACCAAUAGACAGAUUCUUCAGCAGAAGGUCUCAUCCAGUGGCUAUGGACAGUCAGGACUUUCCCGGAGCAACAGAGAUGUAAAUUAUGAAAAUCUUCCUCCUGUUAUGGAAAGCUUGGAAGUACUUCACUUAGGCUAUAAUGGCAUCUCUAGCCUCAUUCAACUACAGUUAAACAGACUUGUAAAUUUGAGAGUAUUGUGUUUAGAAGGCAAUUUUAUUAGUCAGGUUGAGGGGCUUGAUUGCCUUCAGAACCUUGUUGAAUUAUCAUUGGAAAGAAACCGAGUCCGAAUGAUCCAUGAGAACUCCUUUCUGGGCCAAACCUCUCUCAUUGAGCUCCACCUAGAGGAGAAUAGGAUGCGUGAUCUUAACAAUCUAUAUCCACUGGUAAAACUACAGCGACUUUUCCUCGGUGUAAACAAAAUCCAGGAUAUAGGUGAACUGGAAAAACUUGAUUCACUUCCAAAUUUGACAGAACUUUCAGUUGUUGGAAAUCCUGUCUCUCGUAAAAUGUUGUAUCGUCCAUUCCUAGUAUUUCGAUUGACAAAGCUUCAGAUAUUAGAUGGAGUUCCAGUCACUAUGGAUGAGAAAGAAAAAGCUGAAUUUCUAUUGUGCGAGCAUAAUACAAUGCCUUCAAGUUCAAUGGAAACAGGGUUAGCUGCAAUAAUGCCAUUACUAACGAGGCCCAAUACAUUGAGGACAACCAAUAGUCUUCCUAAAGGGUUGCAGCCUUUUUCAGGACCAGACUUCAAUCUCCCACAUGGCUUUGGGGACUCAGUACCACAGGAGCCAGUCAGAAAUAAGAGGCCCAAGCAUUUGGGAGCAAACCUGCCGAAUACUCGUACCUUCCAAUCCGACAUUAUUUGUCGGCAGAUAAGAAGUGGUGCAACCUAUCAACCUGCCUAUAUGCAGCAGCAGAGGGACAGUUCACGUAACAUGCGAACUUUAAUGCAAAUCCAAGAUCAAGAUAGCAGGGUACACAACAGUAGUGCUUCAAAGCCAUCUCAAAUGUGACAACAGGACAGAAAACAAUACGGACGUCUGGAUAUUCCUUUCUGAAGAGGCAGACAAACAACUUUGCAGACACCAUAUGUCCCUAACUUUAUGCCUUGUUUAUG
This is a messenger RNA of Hemiscyllium ocellatum (epaulette shark), 4767 nucleotides long. RefSeq names its product leucine rich repeat containing 9 (gene lrrc9). The coding region runs from base 92 to 4663 and encodes 1523 amino acids. The transcript is spliced from 33 exons. The record is from RefSeq and is a predicted model, not a curated record. Gene Ontology annotation, molecular function: protein binding. NCBI's taxonomy places the organism in Eukaryota, Metazoa, Chordata, Chondrichthyes, Orectolobiformes, Hemiscylliidae.